Harpegnathos saltator (Jerdon's jumping ant) is the source of this 2541-nucleotide messenger RNA. Its product is annotated as homeobox protein PKNOX2. The record is from RefSeq and is a predicted model, not a curated record. Bases 712 to 2037 code for a protein of 441 amino acids. Gene Ontology annotation, molecular function: DNA binding. The transcript has 7 exons. NCBI's taxonomy places the organism in Eukaryota, Metazoa, Arthropoda, Insecta, Hymenoptera, Formicidae. Gene Ontology annotation, biological process: regulation of DNA-templated transcription.
CUGGAGUCUCGUCGGUAAGAGCUCUCGCGGAGCUCUCACCGGUGUUUUCGCUCGGGCGCGAAGGAUCGUCACAGACAGGUCGGCAGGUCGAGUGUCGAAAUCGCGACGGAUUCGAGUGUGCACGUAUCGUCGCGAUACAGAAUACCGCUCCAUAGUCCGACGACCGGUCUGCCGUCCGACAUUUUUACGCGAAACAGUCGGCCUAGCCGGGGUGGAUCAACGAGCGUCGUUUAAAACGACGUAGUCGAUCGCGCUUCGCGCGAGGACGCCGCGGUCAAUUUCGAAGGCGUAAAAACAGGUGUCGCGUAACUUGGAGCGAACGCGAACGGCAUUUCGAAGCGCGCCAAUGUACGGACGGGACGACGAAUGUAUAUCCGUCCCGAUACCGUGCUGCGCGAUCAGCUGAUAACAUUUCGCCGCAAACGAGCGCGCGUCGCUCGGCUCAUUUCUUGAAUGCAGUCGCUUUCUCGAAGCAUCGCUGGAUAGCACCGCGCGGCUCCUCCUCCGCUCCGCUCCGGCUACGCCGUUGAGUUCCUCUCGCAACGACAUACAACAACGAGUUCACCGACGGAUUAAAGCGGAUUUGAAGUCGGCGAGCGUUUGAGUAAAAGUAACCGCCGGCUUUUCGAAGCGAGGCGGAAGCGAGGCGAGCGCGGAACGAGUCGUGGAGUAUCCGGACGAGAAUGGAGAUUGUCAAGGAGGAAUGAUAGGAUGCAAGAGGGUAACACGGCCGUUGCGCUAGCGAUGGUGACUCCUGGAUACGAUCAGGACCCUGCCAGCGGGGUCGCGGACUAUACGACUCAUCAGGAUCAGGCUCAGUUCGAGGCUGACAAGAGGGCCGUAUACAAACAUCCGCUCUUCCCGUUAUUGGCGUUACUCUUCGAAAGAUGCGAGCAAGCGACCCAGAGUUCGGACAACUCCACAUCCGAAAGUUUCAACAUGGAUAUACAGGCCUUCGUCCAACACCAAGAAAGAGACCGAAAGCCCUUCCUGAUCAAUGACCCCGAGAUUGACGGUUUGAUGAUCAAGGCGAUACAGGUGCUGCGUAUCCAUCUGCUGGAGUUGGAGAAGGUACAGGAGUUGUGCAAGGACUUUUGCAACAGGUACAUCACGUGUCUGAAGGGCAAGAUGCAGAGCGAGAACUUGCUGCGCAGCGACUACAGCCAUGGACACGACAUGGGUCCGUCGAGUGGGAGCAAUGGAAGCAGUCCGUUGCAGGUGCUGUCAUCUACAGGCAAUGAUGUUGAGUCGGGAGCUAACGGAUUCAGAGUGAGCCGAGGGGACUCCCUGGCGGAGAACGAUGGCGCGAGUCAGAUCGCGCGUGAAGAGAGCAUCAGUAACGACCAACCGUCGUCGGUCCGAUCGUCUUCCGCCGCCCAGCGUUCGGCCAAAUCCACUAACCAAGACCACGACGAUCCGCUCUCACCGUCCGCGGUACACGGAAGCACGCCUCUCUCGCAAAUCGGGGCGCAUCCAUGCGCUCCGGUUAACGAUAUGUAUCUUGGUCAAGAUAUUACUGUUACAGGCUCGCCUUCUCCCGCGGCGAGCGAGGACGAAGACGAGGGCUGCGCUGCUACUGGCAAUGCAGCUUCGAAUCACUCUGGAAAUCACAGAAGUAAUCACGGUAGCGCCAGAAAAGGACGCCAGAAGCGGGGUGUUUUGCCUAAACAAGCCACCGGAAUUAUGCGAACGUGGCUCUUUCAGCAUUUAGUACAUCCUUACCCGACCGAGGACGAGAAACGUCAGAUCGCCAGUCAGACGAAUUUAACGCUGUUACAAGUGAACAAUUGGUUUAUCAACGCCCGUCGACGGAUCCUUCAACCCAUGUUGGACGCCGGCGCGGAAACGGUACCGCGCGUAGGAAAACGUCACAAGGUUUCGAAGCACACCGCCGUGCAGCAACAAACACCGCAGCAACAACAGCAAGCGGGCUGGCAGUCCGAAGAUUCGGCGAGUGAUUCGGGCUCCAGCGACGGCGAGGGGGAUGCUGCUAGAUCGAAAGACGGUAACGAUAGCGAUGAAGAUGAUCUUCACUGACCUCUGUCGAUCACUGAAACGUCAACCUCUUUACGGUACCUUCAAAUCCAGUUGCUCAUUACAGUAUUAAGGUAUUCGGGAAUAGAUAUCGCUUUAACUGUCAAAUACGUAAUUAAUCGCGCAAGAGUUAAGAAUACGUGGGUAGAGGUUAUCACGCUCUCUGAUCAUUCGAUACUCUGACCAUCCGUCAGCUGCUGUCUACGACCGUUAGUUUACUUCCUUUCUUUCUUUUUUUUCUUUUUUUUUUCUUUUUCCUUUUUUUCUUCUACGAUACAGCCGGUUUGACUCCUUUUUCACCUCGACUCAUUACCCACAUAUUAACGUCAGAGACGAGAACUGAGAUUGAGUAGGUACUAGAAAGAGCAGCUUAAACUUAAAUACAUACAACUUCAACAAACGAAAUAGGAAUAUACGUUUGCAUUAAGCUAUGAGAAAUGUUAUUUAUUUUUUGACGACAAAUUUUUAAGUGAACGCGCAAAUAGUGAAAAUAAAAAUUCAAACUUU